UAACACUGACACAUAGGUAUGUACACACAAGCUAUUAAAGUAAAUACAAUCAGAAACAGGAGCUGGAGGCUUUGCAUUGUCAUUAUGAAGAUGUUGAGAUCCAGAAGCAGAUGGAGGUAUAAAAUAAACAAUAUCAGUAUUUGGUUGUUCUGUUUAAACAUUUAUUCAUUUUAAAAUCAUCGUAAAAGCACAGUUUUAAGGUGAACUCCUGGCAGAAGUGUCCCGUAUCUAGAUCAAGGGUAAACCAGCAGGUUUAGGAGAACUCGCAGAAACAAUACUCGUAAUGCGGAAGUAGGAAGUAAAUAUACACAACAAUUACACCUUUAUGACUACGAUGACAACUGGACCUUUGUGUACUUCGGGUCCGCUCACUUUUGCUUUUAAUGCCAUAAAUUUGUAUUGACGUCGAUUAGAAAGCUUAAGUGAUAACUCUCCCAGUGCACUCUGGGCACUAACGUUAACAGCUUCACCUUUAAAUACGUUUUUUUAUUUGUGCUUUAAGUCAACAAAUGCAUCGCGAUUAAAAUGUAAGGCUACUGUAAGAGACCGGUUAAUGUUCUCGUCUUCGUGGUCCGUAGGAGAAUCCACACCUGCUUCAGACACAGGUAAUGUGUUUUAGUACUUGACCGACACUAACAGUACCUGGCAUGGAUGUCCUUCUGGCUGCGAUAGAGAUCCUGACGACCCCAGCACACCAGGAGCACUGUGAGCCAUUCAGCCUGUCCCGAUUAUUAAGAAAUCACCUGCUCAGUUGAUAACACGUGGGUAUGCAACAUGUUUGUAUCUAAUUGUAUUGUAUAGUGAUUAAGACGAAUGAAGAGAAGCCAGAUCCAAACACACAAUCUUGUGAUCACCCCAGUGUGUGUGGCAUUAGUGUGGAUUUGAAAAAAGAUGAUGGUGUUGAGGAUGAGGAAGCCUCUCACAUCUCUCCAGCCAACCAAGGUUCAACCAAACAAGAAACUGGUAAGAGGAAAAGGAUUUGCUCAAGAAAGAGCACAAAAACAGGAGUUCGCUCUAACAAAUCAAAUCACCAUUGCUUUAAAUGCGGACAAAGCUUCAAAACGUCUGUCCACUUUAAAAGACAUAAACUAGUUCAUUCAGGAGAGAGGCCUCAUGGUUGUCCUGAAUGCGACAAGAGGUUAAUUACGCUCCCUGAACUCAAAGUACAUCUGCGUGUUCACUCAGGUGAAAAACCCUACCAUUGUUCUGAAUGUGGAAAGUGCUUUGCUCAGUCAGGGUCAUUUUCCAAUCACCGCAGGCUUCAUAGAAAUGAAAAACCCCAUCACUGCCCUGAGUGUAACAAGCGUUUCCAGCAACUUAUAGAUCUACGAAUUCACCGAAGGAUUCAUACGGGAGAGAAGCCGUACAUGUGCUCACAAUGCUGGAAGGCCUUUACUACAUCCGGAGCAUUACGAAUUCAUCUACGAACCCACACUGGUGAAAAACCUUACGAGUGCAAAGAAUGCGGGAAGACGUUCUGCCAGCUAGGAGGACUUAAAGUUCACAGACGUGUUCAUUCAGGAGAGAGGCCUUACGUGUGCUCCGUGUGCGAGAAGCGCUUCAAGGGACAUGCCAAUUUGAUCACACACAAGCGCAUUCACACUGGAGAAAAACCUUAUCGAUGCACUGUAUGCAACAAGACGUUCACCGACAGCAGGAGGCUAAAAGAGCACCAGCCACCUCAGUCAGUAGAGAAACAGUUUCGGUGCGGCGUGUGUAGUGAAGCUUUCGGCGCUUUCUGUCAACUUAAAGAACACCAGCAGUGUCACAAAGGAGAGAAGCACCAUCGCUGUACUGAGUGCGGAAAGGCCUUCACGCAUUUAUAUUUACUGAGGAGUCACCAGCGUGCACACUCCGAUGAGAGACCAUAUUCCUGCGCUGAAUGUGGAAAGUGCUUCCGCCGGUCAUUUGACCUGAAAAUGCACCUGAACACUCACAGUGAAACACGACCUCAUCUUUGCUCGGAGUGUGGAAAGAGCUUCCGCAGGGCUGCAGAGCUUAGGAUACAUCUGAGAGUUCAUACGGGAGAAAAGCCUUAUCCCUGCUCCGUCUGCGGCAUGGGCUUCAAACAGACCUCACAACUCAAAGUGCAUGAGCGCACUCACACAGGAGAAAGGCCUUUCCUCUGCACGGACUGUGGGAAGACUUUCAAAGACAAGAGAAGCCUGCUAACACACCAGAGAGUGCACCAUAAAUAAAGAAAUUCUUCUAUUAUAAUAUA
Molecule: messenger RNA, 2221 nt
Organism: Carassius carassius (crucian carp)
Lineage: Eukaryota; Metazoa; Chordata; Actinopteri; Cypriniformes; Cyprinidae
Product: zinc finger protein 79-like
Exons: 2
Coding region: 1368-2198 (276 amino acids)
Biological process (GO): regulation of transcription by RNA polymerase II
Molecular function (GO): RNA polymerase II cis-regulatory region sequence-specific DNA binding; DNA-binding transcription factor activity
Source: RefSeq, a predicted model, not a curated record